Molecule: messenger RNA, 1205 nt
Organism: Penicillium brasilianum
Lineage: Eukaryota; Fungi; Ascomycota; Eurotiomycetes; Eurotiales; Aspergillaceae
Source: the annotation of a GenBank genome assembly
CAUCGCUCUUAAAGCUGCAAGCAAUCCCCACGGCAUUUGAAAUCCCCCAGAGCCAGCAGUGACUGAUCACUACCCUAUUUCAACAUGGCCGAGCUCGAGUACAUCACCCUCGCGACUAAACCCAGCGCAAAGAUUAGCUACACUUUCUAUCAGCCUGCCAAGACACUCAACCCCGCCCUGAUCGUUUUUUUGAACGGUUUGGGACUUCCACAGGCUGCUUGGGGGCCAACGAUCAAUUUGCUUCAGGAAAGACACCAGGGAACUGGAUUGCCAGCCAUCCUCACAUACGACCGGUUCGGCCAGGGACAGACUACUGAUACCGAUCCUGCCGACGAGGGAGCUACGGACCCCACUCACGGCCAUGAUUGCCUCGAGGUCGUGAGAGAUCUUCGACAGCUUCUCUCACAAAUUGCGGAAGACCAGCUGGAAAUCUCGGAUCUCAAUAGCUUACCGUUGGUGCUGGUGGCAAACUCAAUCGGUUGUGCUCUCGCUCGCCUUUACGCGCAAGAGUACCCCGGCACGGUUGCUGGUCUCUUGCUUCUCGACAGUAUUCUAGCCAAUUCCGACUUUGUGUCUAUUUUCCCCGAUCCAGAUGCCGAGGGCUUUGAUGGCGAAAGUCUCCCUUCGGGGAUUACCCCCGAGCUCUUGCGUGCCGCUCGUGAGCGUACCAAAAGGAUUUUCCAUCCGGAUGUCGGUAACAAGGAAGGACUGAGUCGAAAGAACUUACGGACGCUUCUGCCUGCAAGUGACGGGCCCGUCCUUCAAGGUCCCAAGGGUCAUCCAUUCGUCACCGUCGUCGGUCAUGAUUUUGAGACUUUCUCAGAGCAGUCAGCCCGGAUGGGUCUACCACGGCCUCUGUCUAUGACAUAUUUGAAUCCGCACUGGCACGAGUAUAACGAGGGGUUGGUAAAGAUCACGGAAUCGGGGAAGAGCAAGGGUCCCCUGCUUGCGCCUGGCUCGGGGCAUUUCGUACAACAGGAUUCCCCGGCAUUUGUAGCACAGGAGCUCGCUGAGAUCCUCACAAAUGCUCUUUGAAACAGAUAUUUCACAUUGGCUUUGGUGUGACGAACAAGGGUGAUAUUGGGUUAGGGAGCUCCUGGUACACCCGGGGGUAUGGAGGCUCUGAGAGGCUGCAUGCUGAAGCCUGCAUUGGAUUCGCACGGGCUCGGCUUGGAACUCUGUCGAAGGUGUGAAUGGAAGUUGGA